This is a messenger RNA of Parnassius apollo (apollo), 201 nucleotides long. The record is from the annotation of a GenBank genome assembly. Lineage: Eukaryota; Metazoa; Arthropoda; Insecta; Lepidoptera; Papilionidae.
AUGUACAAAUCUGCAGUGGCAGAAAUUGCAUGUGCCGGUACUAACAGCAUUAACAUAUCAGGCGUGGCAGAUAAUGAAAUUCUUAUAUCAAAAGAGGGUCCAUUAAAUGUGGAGAUAGCGACGACGUGGGGCACCAACAAGCGAAGGUUUUCAGUCCGGGAGCAGUCACAUCAAGCGAUCGAAGCACAUAAUAGAUUGUAA